UUCGAACUACAAUUUAAUUUGAAUUUAAAGUAUUAGCUUAUAUUGAAUUUUUUAUGUUUCUAAUUAAAUUUCGAAGUGAAUAAUGAACAAACCCAAAAAAAGUUCAAAUUCCAUUUUUAGCAAUAAUGUACAAAAAUCAAAAAGUAAUUUCGAUGUAUCUAAAACUACACAAAAUCAAAAUUCAAAGGUUAAAAAAGUUUUAGUACGAAAUACAGAGAGACCAGUUCCGGAAAUUAAAGUCGUUAAAAGUUUUUCAAAUGAACGUGAUAAUAGUCCAAAAAAAACCGAGCAGGUUUCGGAAACGAAAACUACUGUAGAGUCUUUUGAUACACCAGAACCUUACUCCACUCUAAGUUUAUCCAAGCAAGUAGAUUAUAUUACGAAAUAUAGAAAAGUUAAAAGUGUAUUUGAACAAAAUAAGAAACUAGCUGUCGAUGAAAAGGUAUCAAGACAGGUCAAUUUUCCUUACAAUCAACCAAUUUACAAAAACUUAAUACCGUUAAGGUGUGAAAAAAUUCCUGCUACUACAUUCACAGCUACCAGAAGUCCACUGCCACAAAAAGACAAAGAAGUUGCUUUAACUGAUUUCAUAAAACCGAGGACUGUUAAAAACUAUUAUAGCUUACCUAGUAUUGACUUUGAAGAUAAAAUUGUCCCUUGUAAGAAUAAUAACUUGAGGCUGUAUAAAAUAUUACAAAUAAAUUCAAGAUAGGAACUUUAGUUUUUAAAAAUAAGGACAUCAGAAGUAGUGACAAUACAAAUUUAAAUUUGAGUCAUAAGUUGAUUGAAUAAUUUAUGUUAAAUACUUUAGAAGUACAGGAAAUUAAGGGAAUCCUCAUAGAAACUAUUCUAAUUUUUGAUACUUUGGAAUUGUUUUAUAAGUAAAAUAUAUAAGAUAAAAUCUCA
Messenger RNA from Diorhabda carinulata, 906 nucleotides. RefSeq lists its product as uncharacterized. The coding region runs from base 83 to 712 and encodes 209 amino acids. The record is from RefSeq and is a predicted model, not a curated record. The transcript is spliced from 2 exons. NCBI's taxonomy places the organism in Eukaryota, Metazoa, Arthropoda, Insecta, Coleoptera, Chrysomelidae.